Molecule: messenger RNA, 3310 nt
Organism: Sclerotinia trifoliorum
Lineage: Eukaryota; Fungi; Ascomycota; Leotiomycetes; Helotiales; Sclerotiniaceae
Source: the annotation of a GenBank genome assembly
AUGGAAGGCAGAAAUCAGAACAAGGGUGCGAUGACUUCACCAUUUGGCCCAAAUCCAGAUGAUCCUUUGUUGUCCAUUGAAGGAAGCGAUACAGGGUUAUCGGAUGAUGCAUCGACUCCAGUGCCUCCUACCAGAGACCGGAGUCAGCAGCGUGGUGGAUUGAUUGGAAGCCUUCAUCAUCGAACGUCAAGCACAACACCUAUUCCACCACAGCUUGCCAGAGAACAAAGAGGCUCAGGCUCGGGCCACUCUGCAUCACUUAGUCUAGGUUCACUUAAUCCCCUGGGCCAGCAGCAACUGUCUAGUGAUCCUGUCCCUGGUAGGACAUCUCAUCAAAGCCAGAUGUCAAUGUCAUAUCACCAACCAGUUAGCUCUUAUAAUUCGCAGUCAUCGUCUCGGGCAACUCUCAACGGGCUACCAAUGUCCAAUAUUAUUAAAACAAAUACAAUCGGCUCCUCUCCCACGUCUGCAACACGUUUUUACUCAAGACAACAAUCAUCUCCUCACCAGCUAGCUAGAAGAACUAUGACAUCUCGAGGCAGGCCAGAAUCUCACUUUAGCCCAAUAAAUCUCCAAAAUGAACAACCGGAGGGAUUUUCUCACCAAGCGCACGCUUUAAAUUCAAAUCAUGAGCAAGUUCCAGCUGGAAAUUUUAAGUAUUUGGGUCCUAUUAACUAUAAUCCACUUGCAGAUGCACUAAAUCCCAAUGACACUUCAAACUACCCUACUCAGCUACCACCAAAUUUAAGACAACGUGCUCAGAUGCAAUUGGGCUUAUCUGCCUCAAGGGGCAUGGUAUUACCAGCAGAAUCACAUGCACCGAAGGGUACAGCAACUGGGUCAAGUAAUACUUCUCAAAGCACGUUUGGUGUUUUAGUUCCGGUAUGUAUUGUUCUUGCUCUUGGAAUGAUAUUAUGUUAAUAUUGAAGUAGCCGAGAAAAAAGAGAGGGCGUCCACUCGGGUCAAAAACGAAGAUUCCAAAUGGUAGGAGGACGCAACACCCACGACAGCGUACAAUCCUUCCCAGAUCCUCGGUAAAAUCCUCUCUUCCAUCAUCUGCUGUGAGUAUCUACUGAUAAAUAGCGUCGUUGUAUAAUAUCUAACUGCUUUAUUAACAGGCUCCUGUCUCCUUCAGUCAACAACUCAACGUGCUACGCGCAAGCCGUGGAGUAACAUUUAGCCUCGCAAAAAAUGCGUCUGCGAUGCUUAAUCCGUUUAGCGAGGUCGUCCCAGCCACAGUCAAGCUGGUCGCUGACGAUGGUCAAUUAUGGGUGUACAAGUACGCAGGAACUCGGCGUGGCUCAAAGUCGGAACUAAGCGGAAAUGUCACUGUUGCACAGCUUAAUGAAUGGGCAAACUCUAUCCUACGUCGAAGACUCCCAGAUAAUUUCCCUGCCACGCCUAGUGAGGAAUCAUCCUCUACUCCACCUAAGCCAAAAGCAGAUAAAUGGACAGAAUGGGAGAGGAAAUACUUAGAGGCGCAUAUCAUGGAUGCUUUGAAGGCAAAAAAGACUAAUCUCGACGAAGAAGACUGGCAGCUUAUUGCAGAAGCCCAGAAUGAGGAGUUCCUCCACUAUAAAAGGCUUCCUGGCUUACCUUUGGCGCAUUUGACGUCACGCACUCUCACUAUCGACAAUGUUCCCUUGAUUAGAGGUGGUGGCUUUACGAAGACCGAGGGAUACUUUCCAAAGCGCUCAAGCUCUGAAAUUCAGAGUAUACUUUAUCGUUGGCCUGAUGUUCAGGAGAAAAUCAAGGAGGAGAUCAAGAAACAUCAUGGAAAGACUCCAGAAUAUCUGGACUAUGGCACUGAUCUCAGUGACUCUGAAAGAACUUCAGAUGAUGAGAAUGGAGAGAAUGAUACAAUUAUAGUUGAUACUGGUGCAAGUGAGCUUGUCAGUGAGGAGAGGAAUAAUUCUGGCAGCCCGUUAAACGAGGAAUAGGGGCAUUUAUAGUGGUUAUUGAGAAUGUAUAAGGAAUUAGCAUAGGAUAUACGAGCAUUAGGAUAAUAUAAUAAUGAUAAAUCUAUCCUAAUAGUCCAGUAGACAGUUGAAAUAGGCUAUGACUGCUUCAUAAUAAAGAUGAAACGUUAAUACCUAUUUAUUGAAGCAGAAACUACGAUUAACAGGCUGAAGAAUUGAUUUCGCGGGGUUCUACCAUGAGUCGCUAAUUGGGAUGGUAUAUAUUUGAAGGCAUAGAGUAAUAGAGCAAAUGAACAAACAAUAAAUCUCUUAAUUGGAAAAUGCUAUCUUGUUUGUUUACUCUUCUAAUAUGAAUCUAAUCAUCCCAUCUUUCAACGUGAUUUACAAGCUCCACCCCCCAUCCAAAUGAAUUUGCACAGCCUCACUACUAAAGCCUAAAUGUCUUGUUCAACUCGUCCUCUUCUUAUUACUUACAACUCCAAAUCUUCUCAAGCUCGGUAUACCUUUCGAUCUAUUACAAUCUGCAGCUAAGGUAAUUCUUUCUUUUUAUACUUAUGUGACUUCGUUGUGUGUCUAAUCAUUCUCAGAUUAGCAAUAAUUGUCAAAAGCCAUCCCUAAGUUCUCGAACGGUUGAUUGCCAAAUCACAAGUAGUCAAAAUAUUUCAUCAUUUCCCGAAAUCGCCCAGGAGAUGGAUCUGCCAAAUCCAUCCGCUUCUCGAACCAAAAAUGCUGGUAAACGGGGAAAGAAACAUGACUGGACACUCAUGCAGAAGCAAGACCAUACUGAAGCACUAAUCGGUGAUCCACAACCAAAUAAAAUGCGCAUUGGGUUGGUGCAUUUGAGGGAGCCCGGCUUGUCUCGCGAGAUAUUUUACAAUCGGGGUUUUGGUUCUGGUGAACCAUUUGACUGGAACGAUCCUAGUGAUCUCUUCCUCUUGAAUAGUUGGAGACAAGACAAGAUUCGCAAGUACACGACAAGAAAUGAGGGACCAGUGGAGCGUACUGAGGUUGUCAAAGAUCAGGUUGUCAAGAACCGUUUUGUCCAAGGAGCCGCCAUACCGAGUGUAAUUGGCGAGUCUGGAGAUUCUAGCCGUGAAAUCGUCUCAAUGGUCAACCGCGGAAAAGAUAUUGGAAAAUUUCGUGUUCAGAAACACAGAUCAUCGCGCCGUGUACCGCCUAGAUUAUUAAAUGGUCGUCGCCAGCAUCCAUCUACCCUUCAACGAACCAUCGAGUGUCUUGACGUUGAUCUCGACAGUAUUGCUAGUUUGACAGAAGAGCAAAAGCAACACCGCCAAAAGAUACAGUUCAGAGACUGGACCAUGAUUUACCACUUUAUUGAGAUGGCUUUUGACUAUCCGAGUCGGGAGAUAGGUGUCAAUUAUAAUCUUUGA